This is a messenger RNA of Didymodactylos carnosus, 384 nucleotides long. NCBI's taxonomy places the organism in Eukaryota, Metazoa, Rotifera, Eurotatoria, Philodinida, Philodinidae. The record is from the annotation of a GenBank genome assembly.
AUGGAUCGAGAUCUAACAGAAUAUUGGCAGUAUGAUGGUAGUCUAACAACUCCACCGUGUAGUGAAAGUGUUACAUUUGUUCUCUUUAAAAAACCAAUUGAUUUUUCAUUUGAAGAAUUGAAGGAACUGCAUGAUGCUGUCUAUGAACAAGAUUUUCGUGAACCACAAGCGAGAAAUAAACGACGCGUUUUGCGUAGUUACGAUCCAAAUGGAGAAGAUGACAGUGUACCACCUGUGAGAGGUGAUGAUCUCUGUUGCAGUCAUGCACAUGGCGGUACCAACCCUAGUCGAGACUUCCGGCCAAAGUCCUGCGGGAGUCCCGGAAAAGAAUCCCGCGAGAGUUCCACCGGACUCCCGUCGGGAGUCCCGCGGGAGUCCCAGUAA